AGACGCGAAACAAAAUGUUCUACCACGUGGACUCGAAGCGUUUACUUAUCAUCGUGCUUACAAAACUACUCCUCAUCACAAACGAACACUUCAGCCACGCAGCUCUCACCGGGCAAUGCAACGAGUGUUUUGCGAGUGAGGCGGCUUGUCUGGACGAGCAGAACUUUGCUAUUUGUGUGGACGGCACGCCGAUUAAUGUGUCUACGCCCUGUCCUACAGGCAGGGUUUGCACAGCUAACACGGCUAUAUGUCAGGCCACCGCCCAGGGCGCUGUGCCCGUUUGCUAUGAGGAGCAGUGUGGAACAUGCGCAUCUGCACAAAAGAAUUUCGCCUGUCUCGACGAAGCCAUCUAUGCUAUUUGCUAUAAUGGCGAAACACCAGAUCAGAGUUCCAUUGAUUACUGUCCCUUGGGAUAUGUAUGUGAUUUGAAUAACCCACAAAUUUGUUCGUCUGCGCAAACUGUAAAUCCAUCGUGCCCAAUCGCCGAUACAACAACAACCGAUGCAACAGUAGAUACAACAACGGAUACUACAAGCGACUCAACAGCCGGUACAACAAUUGAUUCAACAACCGAUAUAACAACUGAAUCAACAACCGAUAUAACAACCGACUCAACCACCGAUUCAACUACAGAUGCAACCACAGAUAGUACAGCCGAUACAACAACUGAUUCAACAACCGAUACAACAACUGAUACGACAACCGACCUAACAACUGAUAAAACGACUGACUCAACAACCGAUAAAAUAACGGAAACAUCAACUGCUUCAACAAUGGAUACAACAACCGUUGCAACAACAGAUACUACAACCGAAUCAACAACCACUGCAACAUCAAUUUCAACUCAAGCCCCUGUAGAUGCCAACACAUUUUGUGCUGAAAUGGGUGAAACAGGAAAAUUUAGACAAAAGGGUGACACAACAUGUGCCAGAUAUAUUUACUGCUACCGGCUUUCUGGUCAAUACCUAGGCUAUCCGUACACUUGCCAAUACUAUUUUAAUGCUGCAACACAAGCAUGUCAAACGGUACGCCCGGAUGAUUGCUGA
This is a messenger RNA of Bactrocera latifrons, 1046 nucleotides long. Its product is annotated as spore coat protein SP96-like. The coding region runs from base 15 to 1046 and encodes 343 amino acids. The record is from RefSeq and is a predicted model, not a curated record. The transcript has 4 exons. Lineage: Eukaryota; Metazoa; Arthropoda; Insecta; Diptera; Tephritidae.